This is a messenger RNA of Annulohypoxylon truncatum, 1689 nucleotides long. RefSeq names its product phosphatidylinositol-glycan biosynthesis class S protein. The coding region runs from base 156 to 1565 and encodes 469 amino acids. The transcript has a single exon. Lineage: Eukaryota; Fungi; Ascomycota; Sordariomycetes; Xylariales; Hypoxylaceae. Gene Ontology annotation, cellular component: GPI-anchor transamidase complex. The record is from RefSeq and is a predicted model, not a curated record. Gene Ontology annotation, biological process: attachment of GPI anchor to protein.
UUACAUCGUCGCCUCCUUUUGGUUUAUCGUACUUUUCUUCGGACUACCAAUAUGGUGGAAGACCACUACGAUAUACCGGGCAGAUCUGCCCCUGAGCCAGAUGAUGGACUGGGCUGACGGCAAGGUUAGAAUACUGUCUUACUAUCUUUUGAUAUAUGUCUCAUAGGUCUGUUGUUAACAUCUCCUUUAUCCAGGCUUGUAAUCCGGUAUUCCCUAUAAGAAUUGCUGUUGAUGCGCCGACGCUGCGAAACGACGAGACCGAGAACCUCGUACGCAUUACCCAACAAGCCUUGGACACUCCGACCGAUGACUUCAGGGGGCAUCGUUUGCAACUUGAAAUAUCAGAGCCGACCAACGUAGAUCGUGCUAACGCCAACGAUCUGGUACGUAAUCCGAACAUCGCUCUCACAAUACGACUAAACCCCGGCGACGUUGCUACAUCAUCAUUCGAUUCGCAAUUGCCCAUCCUCGACGUCACCUAUCCCCCGAACUCGAUACCAGCACCCGACUCUGCCACUUCCGGCUUUGCGACAUAUCUGGCAGCGCAGCUCCGAGAUGCCUUUUCUGAAGAGCGAGAUGUUUUGUCAUAUCUGGCAACAUCUUCGAUGCCCUUCGAGCAACGACCCCCGGGAUCCUCCCACGACUUGAGCGACUCCUUGUCAAAGCGAAUGACGAGAUCGCUAAAAUAUUCGCGGACUUAUCACCUUACGUUUUCGUUGUUUACGAGCGGACCAGCUCCGAGCAGCUGGGAUAUCGAAUCUGCCAUAGAUGAAUACAUGAAACCGAUACUGGACAUGCUCGGACCUAUCCAUAACUUCACCAUCGACACCCAGGUGCAGCUGUACGCUAACCCAGGUGUACAAUCGCAAAUGCUAAGCAAGGAAGACCUAUCCUCCUUUAUCAACGCCGCCGAAUGGCCCUUGUCGCCCUCUAUAGGGGGUGCGCCAACGGUCAACUUCGUCGUGUACAUCGGCAACCAAACUAUUGGCACCGCCUCGGAGACGGGCACGUCCCAGUCCUGGCUCAUCCCACAGUGGGGAUCCGUAUAUCUCCUGCCGCCCCCUUCUGCCGAUCACGUCUCUUCAGGAGUGUUAAAACAACCCAUCCUAACCUUUACUUCGCAUCUGCUGUCACUGCUUGGUACCCCGCAAUCGGGACCAUUGCCGAUGCGUCUCUCCACGCUAACCCGUAUUCGAUCCGCCGACUUGCUUCUUCGAGCCUCCUCAUCUCUAGGGUCAUUAGCUCGUCUCUCAUUGGCACUUCCGAGUAUAUCCAUUCCCUCUAGCGUCGCUGAUGGGGUGGCAAAAUCUAUGCAUCAUCUCGAGCUUGCGUGUUCCAAUCUUGGUGGACCCAGCGGGCUCGAAAACGCAUGUAUCGCCGACGUAGAAGCGGAGCGGGCCUUUUUUGAGAAGAGCAUGGUCGGCCAGCUCUAUUUCCCUGACGAGCAUAAGGUCGCCGUAUAUUUACCCCUUCUGGGCCCUGUCGGAGUACCGCUGGUUAUUGGCCUGCUGAAUCAGAUCAAGGCCUGGAAGAAGGCGAGAAAGGAGAAGGUCAAGGAAACAUAGGUGAGCGAGGUCGCGUUCGAAAUCAGAGUUCAUCAAAAUAAGGUACAGCGAGGACUUUUGCGACGAAUCAGCAUUUAUAUAUUAUCCUCGCUUCACGAUCGACGUGCAUACAUAGUAGUGAGCA